Periophthalmus magnuspinnatus is the source of this 3642-nucleotide messenger RNA. It is a transcript of the gene plk3, whose product is annotated as polo-like kinase 3 (Drosophila). The record is from RefSeq and is a predicted model, not a curated record. Bases 122 to 2125 code for a protein of 667 amino acids. Gene Ontology annotation, biological process: protein phosphorylation; DNA damage response; mitotic G1/S transition checkpoint signaling. The transcript has 15 exons. Lineage: Eukaryota; Metazoa; Chordata; Actinopteri; Gobiiformes; Gobiidae. Gene Ontology annotation, molecular function: protein serine/threonine kinase activity; protein binding; ATP binding. Gene Ontology annotation, cellular component: spindle pole; nucleus; cytoplasm.
AGAGAGAUACAGUUGGUUGAGGUGGUCCAGGCAGUGUGAACCUAACCAACUAGUGACUAUUGAAGCCAAAGGGACAAAUACGGACCACAUUCAGUGACUGACAGUGCCACUGCUGCGCUCCAUGGAUACCGGGUGUUUUUCGGCAGCGCAGCGUAUUUCUUGCCACAACAUGAAUGCGGAUUUAUUGAAGCCUGUUCCGGAGCGCGGACCCACACAGUCCUCUGCCCCGACGAAAACGAGCAGAAAUAAAGGCGAACAGAACAAACCUGAGGUCGCUCAAGUGAUCACGGACCCUAAAUCUGGAAGAUGCUACAGCAAAGGCAAGCUCCUGGGAAAGGGCGGCUUUGCAAGAUGCUACGAAAUGACAGACCUCUCCAACAACAAAAUGUACGCAGUUAAGGUGAUUCCACAGAGCAGGGUGUCCAAGCCACAUCAGAGGGACAAGAUCACAAAUGAAAUCGACUUGCACAGAUCCCUCUCACACAAGCAUAUAGUUAAAUUCUCCCAUUAUUUUGAAGAUCAAGACAAUAUUUACAUCUUUCUGGAACUAUGCAGCCGAAAGUCACUGGCUCACAUCUGGAAGGCGAGACACACACUAACCGAACCCGAAGUGCGGUAUUACCUCAAACAAAUCAUAUCUGGCCUCAAAUACCUCCACAGCAGAGGAAUUCUGCAUAGAGAUCUGAAACUAGGCAACUUCUUUGUUAACGAGAACAUGGAGCUGCGAUUAGGCGACUUUGGACUCGCAGCAAAACUAGAAACUGUGGAGCAGCGAAAAAAAACAAUCUGUGGUACUCCUAAUUAUUUGGCCCCGGAGGUUCUCAACAGACAGGGACACGGCACAGAGUCUGAUGUCUGGUCACUUGGGUGUGUCAUGUAUACUCUCAUGUGUGGUAACCCUCCAUUUGAGACGCUUGAUCUAAAGGAAACCUACAAAUGCAUUAAAGAAGUGCGCUAUAAUCUCCCCUCCACGCUGUCCCCCUCUGCUCAGAAGCUCAUCUCUAGCAUCCUACAGAAGAAUCCUAGUGACAGACUUACCCUUGAUCAAAUCCUCAACCAUGAAUUCUUCACCAAAGGCUACACUCCUGAUAAACUCCCUCCCAGCAGCUGUGUGAUGGUGCCAGAGCUCCACCCGCCAAGUCCUGCCAAGAAAUUCCUUACAAAAAUGGCCAAGAGUCUCUUUGGCAAGAAGAAGGCAAAAGUGGAAAAGAUGCCGUGUGAAGACAAAGAUGACAAGGACAUUUCAAAGCUGGUGUCUGGCAUUGUUAAAUGUUCCAUCAAUCGGCAGAUCAGCUACAAAACAGUGGGACCAAAUGAGGUUCCCUCCCCCGCUGGUCAGCUGGUCAGCUCAGUGCCUCUGGAGCAAACCCCUGCUGAGGAAGAAUCCAGGAAGUCCAUCUCCCGCUCCUUUAAAGGCACCAUGGCCAGCAGCUCUGAACCAUGUGAGGAUGUGCUGAGUCCCGCAGCUGUUGCUGAAGCGGCUAUGAAAGUUCUGAACAGCUGCUUGGCAAACAUGCCAGCAGCUACCAGAAACCCACUCUGCCUGUCCAGGCCACAGUCCUUUUUGUGGGUGACCAAAUGGGUUGACUACUCUAACAAAUAUGGCUUUGGGUAUCAACUGUCCAACCAAAACAUCGGUGUGCUGUUCAAUGAAGGAACACACCUCAGCCUCUGUGAGCAACGCAAGACGGUGCAUUACUGCUUGACCAACAACAAACACUUUACCUUUGCUGCAAACUCCUUACCAGAGCAGCUCCGCAGCCAGAAGCAAAUUGUAGAACUUAUGGCCAACUACAUGGAGCAGAACCUCAUGGAGGGUGGUGAUCUACACUGUGAGGAACAUGUCUCUGGUCCACCUCCACUACUGCUCCAGUGGGUCAAGACUGACCAUGCACUUGUGAUGCUCUUCAACAAUGGCACUCUACAGGUAAACUUCUACACAGACCACACCAAAAUAAUCCUGUGCAAGUCGUCGGAUGACUCGUACCUGCUUACCUACAUCAGUCGGGAGCGGGUGUCAUACACGUACCGUUUGAGUAUGCUGAGUGAGCUGGGCUGCUCCUCAGAGCUCCGGCACAGACUGAGGUAUGUGGUGCAGCUGCUGCAGCAUCACAUGGAUGCCUGAGGCCGUCCUCUGUUCUGAGGUGUCCCUCAAGGACAGGACUUUGUACUCGGGCAGUCGGACAGUGAGCAAUAUCUUCACCUGGACUGAUGCUUAGGCAGCUCAUUAUUGCAUUGACAUGUGAAGGGUCAAAACACACUGCAGACCUCACUUUGGGGAUGUUUCCUGAGAGGGUUGUGCCUGGCCAGCUUUUGCCUCUGGUCUUGAUGCCUGAACUGGCCUAAAAUGGAUCCCUCACUGACGGAUGUCUGAUCAACUUCUCUCACUCCAUACCACUGGCUUCUUGGAUGGAUGCAUCAAAAGCAACCAACCAGUCAUGUAGCUCCCAGCCUUUCCCAAUACCUUUAAGCAUGGUUUUCCUAAGGCAUCAAACACUAAGACUCUCCCAUCGCUUGCAUCAGAUGUGGGAUAUCCUUCAGCAGGACAGCCUUUCCCCACAAUGAUAAAAUUCCAGCGUGGAUCUGGAAGAGUUGUCUUAGCGAGCAGAUGCUUUGGAAAAGGGCUGUGGUGUGAGAGAAGAGGCCCUCCUACCCUCAGAUGGAAACAAGCCUGUUGGACUUUUGAUGCACACAUUCUCGUUAUUUAUUUUAAAAGCCAACCAUUGACUCACACUACAAUCUCUCACAUGCACCAUAGCAUUCCUAGCCUUUAGUAAUAAACGUCUUACUCGGCGCCAUCACUUUUUUUAAUCGAGGAAUAGCUGGUAGUCAAAAUAAUAGUUUCACAAAAGCGGUACACAGCAAAUGGGCAAAAAUGGGAUCAACACAAUUUUGCACUCUUUACGUUUUUCAUCCAGACGGAAAGCCAUUUUUACUACCACUCAUUUGAAUAAUUUUAGCCCGAUAAGCAUCUUAAGUUUUAAAAGCUUCAGUUUUAAACUCACAGUGCGUUCCAAAUGUGUGUGUGUGUGCCACGUGUGCUCUUGGUCGGGAAUGACAGAGGAGGGAGGGGGUGAGAUAUAAAGUGCCUUUCGGAGGGAUGUCUGUAUAGUGCAAUAACAACUAUCUGUGAAUGUCAAGCUGGAUACAAGUGACAAAGUGGAUGGGAUUUACAAGCAGGGCCCACUUCUUGUACUGUAAAGAAGUUCUCCCCAUAGCACUACACUCAUACCCGGUAUAAGCUUUUUAGAUCGACUGGUAUCCUAAAUGUAUAUCCCAGUAAUGUCUCUAUAUCAGAAAAAAGAGAACCUUGUACUCCGUUGUACUGUACUGUAAUCCUAAUCGGUUUACAUUGCUUUUCUUGACCCAGAGUUGUAUCCUAAAAACUGUGACCUGGAAUGCAAAGUAUUACGUACAAGUAUUGUGUUUUUUCAAAAAGCCAUCUGCCAAUAUCAGAAGAGUCUUUAUUUUUGGCACAUUUUGUCGUGUUAUUUAUUUUUUAUUUAUACAUGUUUUUUAUUUAUUGUGCAAAUGUUUAAAGCGGUCUUGACACAAAGAAAUGUUCAAUUCCGAUCACCUUUUGUAUGUAAUGUAUUCGGGGAAGAUGGGAUUAAAUAAACGUUUAUUGAAAGCCAAAGAGAA